This is a messenger RNA of Trichoderma citrinoviride, 1217 nucleotides long. RefSeq lists its product as hypothetical. Gene Ontology annotation, biological process: negative regulation of transcription by RNA polymerase II; chromatin organization. Gene Ontology annotation, cellular component: nucleus; pericentric heterochromatin. Gene Ontology annotation, molecular function: chromatin binding. The record is from RefSeq and is a predicted model, not a curated record. The transcript is spliced from 8 exons. The coding region runs from base 88 to 876 and encodes 262 amino acids. NCBI's taxonomy places the organism in Eukaryota, Fungi, Ascomycota, Sordariomycetes, Hypocreales, Hypocreaceae.
CAAAGCGUCAAGCGUGCGACCAGGUUGCGCCGUCGGGACCUGCGAACCAGCUCUGCAACUGCCAGCCGCCCCAAGAAGACCGCGACAAUGCCUCCAGCUCUGAGCGACGAAGAGGCCUCGGACUACGAGAGCGCGCCGCCCGUCAAGUCGUCGCGCAACUCGGCCUCGGCGAGCGAAGUGGACGACGCGUCGACGAAGCCCCGGCGGAAUGGACGGGCCGCAAGGAAGGACCUGAAGGAGGUGGACGACGAUGUCGACAUUGACGAGGAUGUCGACGUCAAGGAUGCGGACGAGGAGGACGAGGAAGACGAAGAGGGCCUCGAGGAUGAUGUGUUCAUUGUCGAAGCAAUUAAGAAGCACAUGAUCGACGAAGAUGGAACGCUCAAGUUCCACGUCAAGUGGGAGGGCUACGAGAAGAAGUCGGACAUGACAUGGGAGCCCGAGGAGAAUCUCAAGGAGUCGGCGGGCGAGAUCCUCAGCGCCUACCUCGAGUCCAUCGGCGGGCGAGAAAAGAUCUUUGAGGAGACACAGGAGGCUUCCAGGGGCAAGAAGCGCGGCCGCACGGCGAGCUCGACUCCGGCCGCCACCACGAAGCGGUCGAGGAGGAACGGGACGCACCCCGCGGACUCGGCACCCCCGGCGACGGCGGACAAAUGGAGCCCUCCGGCGGGAUCGUGGGAGGACGAGAUCCAGACGAUUGACGCGUGCGAGGACGAGGGCAGCGGCCGGCUCGUAGUAUACCUUGUGUGGAAGAAUGGCCGUAAGACGAAGCAUGACACGAAGGUCAUUUACAAGAAGUGCCCGCAAAAGAUGCUGCAAUUCUACGAGCGCCACGUCAAGAUUAUCAGGGAGGAGAAUAAGGCUUUGACUGAGUGAAGACGCAAACACUGCUGCUGGAUCGGACACGGCACGGAGGAGUGGAAUAAGUGAUUUCUGCGACUGCUUUAUGUCCAUGGUCUCAAGACUGGCGUAUAACGGGUCGCAUCAAGCCUCGAUUGUUUUUUUGGAUUUUUUGAUAUAAUUUUCCCUCUGCCUCUGUCUCUUGGUUUCCUCUACAACUCUUCAUAGUUUCUCCUGGAAGGGAGCUCCGAUUUGCGGUGGGCAGUGGGUUUGUGCCUGUCGUGUUGUGUUGGGGCUGGGAUGUACUUGAUGGGAAGGACGGGCAGCAAGUGUGUGUAUCAACAGCUACGAAGUACGAGCCCAGGUAUUGUUGAAAG